UGUAGUUUCUAUAUCAAUAUAAGGGCCAUUUCUCAUUCAUUAUUCUAUAUUCAACUUCAUCUUAAGACCCUUCUACUUCACUCUCUUUUCCUUCCUCAUAAACAAGUAACAAAUUGAAAAUGUCAAAUCUGCGCAGAAGAAUGAACUUGUAGAGAUUAAUUAUAGUUGAGACGACGGUAAGAUUCUUAGUUAUUGAUUCUAAGAUGCAGGCAUCGGAGCGACAUAGAAGUAUGAGUAUGUACUAUCAACCAAUUCAACAAAUUGAAUCCUAUUGUUUGCCGCAGUAUCGAAAUCUAAAUCAUCAGCUAUACAACAAUGAUGGAGGCAAUGGAACUCAAUUCUCCGCUCCAAAUUCUUCUGACUUUUACUGCACGUUGGAGUCGUCUUCUGCAGCUGGAAGUUUUGCGGUUUACAACUCUCCUUCGACUGUUAGUUUCUCGACUAACGAUAGCCCUAUGUCGCAGCAAGAUUGUCAAACGUGUCCACAAGAUCGUUAUCACUCCCCCGAUGAUACCUAUGACUCGCCGAUGAGUGGAUCGUGUGUAACCGAAGAUUUAAGUAGCUUCAAGCACAAGCUAAGAGAAUUGGAAAAUGUGAUGCUUGGUCCUGACUCUGAUAAUCUUGAUAGUUACGACAGCGCCAUCAGCAAUGGAGCUGGUUUUGUUUCACUUGAAAUGGACAGUUGGAGACAAACAAUGAUAGCGAUUUCGAGUAAAAAUCUAAAGCACAUCCUUACUGCAUGUGCAAAAGCAAUUGCAGACAAUGAUUUGCUAAUGGCACAGUGGUUGAUGGACGAAUUACGGCAGAUGGUUUCCGUUUCUGGCGAACCAAUUCAAAGGUUGGGAGCAUACAUGCUGGAAGGACUCAUUGCACGAUUGUCUGCGUCCGGGAGUUCAAUCUACAAAUCUUUAAGAUGCAAAGAACCCGAAAGUACCGAACUUCUCUCUUACAUGAACAUACUUUAUGAGGUUUGCCCUUACUUCAAAUUUGGAUACAUGUCUGCAAAUGGAGCCAUUGCAGAAGCCAUGAAAAAUGAAGCCAGAGUUCAUAUAAUCGAUUUCCAAAUUGCUCAAGGAAGCCAAUGGAUUUCGUUGAUUCAAGCUUUUGCAGCUAGGCCCGGUGGGCCACCGCACAUCCGCAUUACAGGUAUUGAUGAUUCAACAUCAGCUUAUGCCCGUGGAGGUGGACUACAUAUAGUUGAAAAAAGAUUAUCAAAGCUUGCUCAGCAUUUCAAGGUGCCAUUUCAGUUUCAUGCUGCAGCUAUCUCAGGUUGUGAUGUUCAACUGCAUAACCUCGGAGUUCGGCCGGGGGAAGCUCUUGCAGUAAAUUUUGCAUUCAUGCUACAUCACAUGCCAGACGAGAGUGUCAGCACUCAGAAUCAUAGAGAUAGGCUUUUAAGGUUGGUUAAGAGCCUAUCACCGAAAGUCGUGACGCUUGUUGAGCAAGAAUCUAACACAAACACUGCUGCAUUCUUCCCGCGUUUUCUCGAAACUAUGGACUAUUACACAUCAAUGUUCGAGUCAAUAGACGUGACUCUUCCGAGAGAGCAUAAAGAGAGGAUCAAUGUUGAGCAGCAUUGCUUGGCAAGAGACUUAGUUAACAUCAUAGCCUGUGAAGGGGCCGAGAGAGUGGAACGACACGAGUUGCUUGGGAAGUGGAGGUCGAGAUUCGCAAUGGCUGGUUUCACUCCUUACCCUUUGAGUUCUUUGGUGAAUGGUACCAUAAAGAAAUUGCUUGAGAACUAUAGCGAUAGAUAUAGACUUGAAGAGAGAGAUGGAGCUUUAUACCUUGGUUGGAUGAAUAGAGAUUUGGUUGCUUCUUGUGCUUGGAAAUGAGCUUGGUAAGUUCGACGGAUUUGGAUUUGCUGCAGUCAACAAUUCUAUGCAUUCACACGGUCAGCUUUCGGUGGCAGUUGAAUCAAGAUCAAACUAUCCAGAUUUCAAAAUCUAUAUUUUGGUUUUCUAAAAUCACAAAAUGCAUUGAAAUUUGGACGGUCAGAUCUCAUCCAACUGCCACCUACAUGCCGACCGAUUAGAUUGCUAAAUGUGGCAAAUCCAAAUCCAAGAUUCAGAGGGAGAAUGAAACAGAACCUGUUCUUGUUCAUGUUCUGUUCCAUUACUAUGUAUGAGUUAAUACCACAUUUAAUCCAAUCUAAUUGUCUGUGGUUCAAAAGUUUGUGGAAAAUGUAGCAAGCAUUUUUCUUUAUCUGCAAUAUUAAGCUCUUACAUCA
Messenger RNA from Lathyrus oleraceus (garden pea), 2230 nucleotides. RefSeq names its product scarecrow-like transcription factor PAT1. The record is from RefSeq and is a predicted model, not a curated record. The transcript is spliced from 2 exons. Lineage: Eukaryota; Viridiplantae; Streptophyta; Magnoliopsida; Fabales; Fabaceae. The coding region runs from base 204 to 1835 and encodes 543 amino acids.